Messenger RNA from Eublepharis macularius, 2751 nucleotides. RefSeq names its product protein regulator of cytokinesis 1 (gene PRC1). Gene Ontology annotation, molecular function: microtubule binding. The record is from RefSeq and is a predicted model, not a curated record. NCBI's taxonomy places the organism in Eukaryota, Metazoa, Chordata, Lepidosauria, Squamata, Eublepharidae. The transcript is spliced from 14 exons. Gene Ontology annotation, biological process: mitotic spindle midzone assembly; microtubule cytoskeleton organization. The coding region runs from base 62 to 1882 and encodes 606 amino acids. Gene Ontology annotation, cellular component: cytoplasm; spindle; mitotic spindle midzone.
CGUCGCCGGAGAAACGAGCGAAGGAGGGUCGGUGGGUCCGUCGUCGGUCGGUGGGGCAGGCAUGAGGAGAAGCGAGGUCUUGGCCGACGAGUCGGUGACCUGCCUGAGGCAGGCGCUGGGCGAGCUGCGCGACAUCUGGGAGGAAAUCGGCAUCCCCGAGGAGCUGCGACUGCAGCGGACGGAGGUGGUGAUGUUGCACGUCAAGGACCUGCUGGCCAAGAUGAUUGCCGAGGAGCAGAGCCUCAAGGACCGGCUCCUGAGGAGCAUCGAUGCCUGGCGCAAGCAACUGGCCACACUCUGCCAGGAGCUGCAGCUGGCUCCUUUUGAGGAGGACGAGGAGGCGACCAUCCUGCAGCUGGAGAAGGAGCUGCGCACUCAAGUGGAAGUCAGGCUGAAGCAGAAGCAAGAGCGGAGGCAGGAGCUGCAGGCCCUGCGGGAGCAGGAGUUGGAGAUGUGCGACUUGCUGUCGGUCGCCCCAUCCGGCAUCUGCACCAAGGGCGUGCCCAGCCUGGAGGAGCUGGCCCACUUCCGACGCCACUUGGCAGCGCUGGCGGCAGAAAAGGAGCGCCGGCAAGCAGAGUUUGUCGGUACAAAACAGAAGAUUGUUCUCUGUAUGGAGGAACUGGAGCACAUCCCCGACACCAGCUUUGAGCGGGAUGUUGUGUGUGAGGACGAGGAAGCCUUCUGUCUCUCCAAAGAGAACAUUGCUGCUCUGAAGGACCUGCUGCGCCAGCUGGAGGUCAGGAAAGCUCAGAAUGAGGCUUUGUGUGAAGAGUUGCGCUGCAAAAUCCUGAUACUCUGGGAUCGGCUGCGCGUGCCUGUGGAGGAAAGAGAAUCCUUUGCCAUACACAUGAAGGGAUCCAGGAGCAAGACCAUCAAUGCUUUGCAGUUAGAAGUGACUCGCCUGGAAACGCUGAAACUCCAGAACAUCAGGAAUAUGGUGGAGGCCAUCCGGGUAGAGCUGGCAGAUUACUGGGACAAGUGCUUUUAUGGCGAGGAGCAGAGGCAGUCUUUCAGCCCGUAUUAUAAGGAUGAUUUUACUGAGGAGCUGUUGCAGCAACACGAGGAGGAAAUAGCACACAUGAAGCUCUAUUUUCAGACGCACCAGGAAAUGUUUGAAGCUAUCCGCAAAUGGGAGGGAAACUGGCACCACUUCCAAGAGCUGGAGAGGAAGGCAACAGACCCGAGUCGUUUCACCAACCGAGGGGGCAACCUCUUGAAAGAGGAGAAGCUGCGUGCCAAGCUGCAGAAGACGCUUCCCAAGCUAGAGGAGGAGCUGAGGGGUCGAGUGGAGCUCUGGGAGCAAGAGCAGGGCCAGGCCUUCCUUGUGAAUGGGCAGCGCUUCAUGGAGCACGUGAAAGAGCAGUGGCGCCUGCAUCACCUGGAAAAGGAGAGAGAGAAGCAGGAGCGGCAACUGAAGAAGUCCCGUCAAAUUGAGGAGGAAAUGAUGUACGGCAGUGUCCCCCGCAGCCCCAGCAAGCGUCGGGUCUUAGGCUUCAACACCCCUGGUAAAGUGCGGAAGCUCAACGCGACAGCAGCUACCCCCAACAGCACGAUCCGCUCAGCGCUGGGGGGCUCUGUGUUCCACUCUCCAGCAUCCCAUCCACCACUUUCUGGAAGCAAGUCUGUCCGGACUCCUUGCCGCGCGGCUGCCAAGCCAUCUCGGCCAGGACGCCUGGACCGCAACAAGGAGAACGUGUCUCAGCUCAACGGAACAGCUUUGAGCGGUGGGUGCACCUCCACAGCCCCUGCCCAGCGUACCUACAGCAUUAAUUCUGUUGCCAGCACCUAUUCCGAGUUUGCGCGCGAACUUUCAGAGGCUUCCAAAUCUGAGAAGAGGCCCCGCAUUCUUAACUCAACGAUUUCUACUCUUGACAGCUGAUGGGGAAGGAACAGGCAGGCCCCUCUCCUGUCUCUCUCCUCCGUGAAGCGGUGCCACCGCCGGCUCAGUUGGCCCGCAGCCCUUGACCAAAUCUCUCAAGGCCACUUUUAAUGCUGUUGCUUGAUUUUGGUGCAGUUUUUAUGUUUUAUUUUUUAGAAAAUAACGGUAAAGGUGCAGAGGGUCCCUAGCACAGGCCAGCUGCUCCGCUGGCAUCCUCGGUGGUUCCUGUAACAUACUUUGGCGUGACUGCCCUGUUUUUCAUGGGCAGGCAUGUAAGGAUGGCAUGCUGUAGGGGGGGGGGGCAAGGGCAGGGCCACAGAAGAAAUGAUACUUUUGGGCCCCAAAGGAACAAAGGCACUUGGGUUCUUGUGAGUAAGGCAAGAGUAGCAAGAGGCUAGGGGACAAGGAAGCCGUUCCUUUAGGGUGACGUGGCUGGACUGGCAGCACAGGCUCCAGAGAAGUCAGAUUAAUCUCUCGGCCGGUUUAUUUUAACGACUGCCGCUGCUCCACCCCCCUCAUGUGGCUGCUGCCUUAAAGGAAAGCUGCCCCCACCUUUCUUGGGGUGGGGAGACUGAGUUUGACAGGUAGAGGGAGGUUGUUCUUUUUGUACGUGAUUAUCAUGGCUAGAUUUGCACUUUGGUUUCACUACAGCCCCCAUUAUUUAUUUGUACGCCCUUCUGCUCUUCAGCCCUUGUGUUUUUUUGUUUCCAGUUGGACUCCUCCCUCCCCUCCCCCCACUUGCUGAAGCAACGGCCCCUGCUUCCACUCUAAAGAAGAUUGCAAAGAUAUAGUAGCUUUAUUAAUAAAAUGAAUAUUAAAUACAUGUUUUGUAACUCAGCUCUGCAUGAAAUACAGUGUGAAUGUUUCUA